UCGGUGUUGACGCGGAUCCAGUGAUGCGGCGACCCAGCGGGCGCAGCAUCCCGGGCCGGGGGUGGACAGCACCGAUUUCCGCGUCGGACCCGGGACCGCGUCCGGCCCUGCGUGCUCCCCGCAUGACCUUGUGGCCUUCCCUUAUGAAACACUACAGCCCCACCGACUACGUCAAUUGGUUGGAGGAAUAUAAAGUUCGGCAAAAAGCUGGGUUAGAAGCCCGGAAGAUUGUAGCCUCGUUCUCCAAGAGGUUCUUUUCAGAGCACGUUCCUUGUAAUGGCUUCAGUGACAUUGAGAACCUUGAGGGACCAGAGAUAUUUUUUGAGGAUGAACUGGUGUGCAUUCUAAAUAUGGAAGGACGAAAAGCUUUGACCUGGAAAUACUACGCCAAAAAAAUUCUUUACUACCUACGGCAACAGAAAAUUUUAAAUAACCUCAAGGCUUUUCUUCAGCAGCCUGAUGAUUAUGAGUCGUAUCUUGAAGGUGCCGUGUACAUCGACCAGUACUGCAACCCUCUCUCAGACAUCAGCCUCAAAGACAUCCAGGCCCAGAUCGACAGCAUCGUAGAGCUUGUUUGCAAAACCCUCCGGGGCAUAAACAGCCGCCAUCCAAGCUUGGCCUUCAAGGCAGGUGACUCCUCCAUGAUAAUGGAAAUAGAACUUCAGAGCCAGGUGCUGGAUGCCAUGAAUUAUGUCCUUUAUGACCAGCUGAAAUUCAAGGGGAACCGAAUGGAUUAUUACAAUGCACUCAACUUAUACAUGCACCAGGUUUUGAUCCGUAGAACAGGAAUCCCAAUCAGCAUGUCUCUGCUCUAUUUGACAAUUGCUCGGCAGUUGGGAGUCCCACUGGAGCCUGUCAACUUCCCAAGUCACUUCUUAUUAAGGUGGUGCCAAGGCGCAGAAGGGGAAGGCAUCGACCAGUCCUAUCAGCUCCUGAGAGACUCAUUGGAUCUGUAUCUGGCGAUGUACCCGGACCAGGUGCAGCUUCUGCUUCUUCAAGCCAGACUCUACUUUCACCUGGGAAUCUGGCCAGAGAAGGUGCUUGACAUCCUCCAGCACAUCCAGACCCUCGACCCCGGGCAGCACGGGGCGGUGGGCUAUCUGGUGCAGCACACGCUCGAGCACAUCGAGCGCAAAAAGGAGGAGGUAGGCGUGGAGGUCAAGCUUCGCUCUGACGAGAAGCACAGGGAUGUCUGCUACUCCAUUGGGCUCAUUAUGAAGCAUAAGAGGUAUGGCUAUAACUGUGUGAUCUACGGCUGGGACCCCACCUGCAUGAUGGGACACGAAUGGAUCCGAAACAUGAACGUGCACAGCCUGCCUCACGGCCAUCACCAGCCCUUCUACAACGUGCUGGUGGAGGAUGGCUCCUGUCGAUACGCAGCCCAAGAAAAUCUGGAGUACAACGUGGAGCCUCAGGAGAUCUCUCACCCCGACGUGGGGCGCUACUUCUCGGAGUUCACGGGCACUCACUACAUCCCCAACGCGGAGCUGGAGAUCCGGUACCCUGAGGAUCUGGAGUUUGUCUAUGAAACGGUGCAGAAUAUUUACAGUGCAAAGAAAGAGAGCAUAGAUGAGUAGAGUCCAGAGGACAUCGUGCCUUUGCCGCUGCUGCUAUCUCCCAAGAGAACAGGGUUCCGGCGGAGACUCUCCAGGAGCCCUCUGGACUCACUGUCAGCAAAGCCACUGCACCAGUGGGCUGGUCGCCUCCUCCCCAGUUGAAUGACGUGUGCUCUCCGCCAGCUGCAAAGACAAUGUCGCUCUCCGCCUACACUAGUGAAUUAACUCGAAAGGCACUGUGUUCAGUGGCAUGGCUUGUAUGCUUGUCCUGUGGUGACGUUCGUGACAUUCUGUCCUCAUGAAGUCUCACAGCCAACACCUGUUCUUUUUAUCCACUGCCAUCCUCUGUCUGUCUCCAUGUCUCAGAACAUUUCACUCGCUGGGCAGAUGGGCUUGUCCAUUUGCAGUAAUUUCUUUCUGAUGUCUCCGUGGGACGUGUGCGGUCUUGAGUCAGGCUUGUCUGUCUGUUACCCUGAAUUUCCUGGCGUAUUCGGAGGUAAAGUCGUUCGCUGUCUUGGCAGCACCUUGGAGAUGGAGACGUCAACAAGCAAAUGGUAAUUAGAAUCUUUAGAACUUUAUUUUCUUGCUGAUACAUGAAACACAGAUUUUAAGUGUUUGCCUCUCUCUUUUUUUUAAUUUAAAUUGGGAGAAUAACAGUUUUCCCUUCCAAAUUCCUCUCUUGGAAUUAUGCACAUUUCUAUAAAUCAUGAGUUUUCUAUUUUAUUACAUAAGAUUCUUUAGAAAAUGCAUAAUAAUGGCUUUCGUGGAUUUUUCCACAUUCAUCUUCUGUUUCUUUAAAAUGACUACUUUAUUUUUAAUCUUAAAAAAAUCUGCUCCAGUAUCAUGAGUAGGUCUUAAAUCAGUGAUGGGUUCUUUUUUUUUGUAGUGAGCCACACAGAUCUGAUGUUGAAAUAGUCUCUCUCAUAAAUUGUACUCUUCUGGUCUCCAAAGACCAAAAAGUGGGGUUCCACUUUUCUAAUCGAAAAGAAAGAAGUAAUGAACCUUAAUUUUCUUUUUAAAGAAGGAGGGAUUCCACGCCCUUGUCAUUCCUUAGAGUCACUUCCAGACCCUUUGAAUGUGGUGGGGUAGAAAGAAGUCAGUGUCUUUCAUGUGAAGCGUGUUGGCUGGUGGGAAAAAAGGGGUGUGUGUGAUCUGGCUUCUCGGGCCAUCGGUGCCCUGAAGCACCAGGACGAAGCCUGUGUCCUAGUCACUUGGGAAAGCCUGGUCCUGCUCGGGCUGCCUGGCUCCUUUUCCAUGUUCUUAGUAACUGAGCUGAAGGGACCGAGUCUGCAGCUCUGGAGUUGCCGCCACUCGCCACCUGCCAGUUCUCAAGUGAGCUAGCUUGUGAUUAGCCAUAGAGCUCACUCCUGGAGUUAGGACUUAGUUACUUUGCGCUCUGCGUUUAAAAUGCAUAAUCCAUUUGCUGUAGCCAGCGAGGCUUUAGGAGGCCGCAGUCCAGCCAGCCUCGCCACGUGUCUGCCAUUUGCAUGCAGUAUUCUCACCGCGUUGAAUGACUGCUUCUUGUUUACCCUUUGGAAACCCUGGGAUGACCAAGGUUCGGGAACCCACCUGAGACCACUUCCUAACAAGUGAAGGCCACUAGGCGGUUACUGGAAGGAGAUGGGGACUUGGCCCGCCGGCUCCUUCCGCCUGAAGUAGCUGCCACCCAGUGUCUGUGUUCCUCAUCAGUCAAAUCCAAAGUCAGGUGAUUUGAACUUGCAUUUGAAAAUGUGACCACUCACAACACCUAUCCUGCCGGAGGUGGCAGGAUUUCACACUACUCUCGCUUAAGGGUAAAAAUUAGAUAAUAUGGAAUUAACGUUAAUGAGAUGCAUUACUAAGAAACCUUGGAGCAUGCUGAGUUAUAACUGUUGGUUUUUCGGUUUGAUUUCCUUUUUUCUUAGAGUAACAUCAAAGCCAAGAAAGAUGGUUUUACCUUUACUGACCCAAUUGUAAAUAUGUAUCUAGACUGUUUUUAAAUGUGUUUCCUCAUGAAUGCUUCAUUUGGCUCCAGGAAGCCUGUAUCACCUGUGUAAGUUGGUAUUUGGGCACUUUAUAUUUUUCUAAAAACGUGUUUUGGAUCCUGUACUCUAAUAAAUCAUAAGUUUCUUUUUAAAAAAUUUUCCAAAAGUUUUCUCCAUUUUAAAAAGCCCUGUUAUAAAAGUAGAACUUUCACAAUGUUAAAAUAUGAAAUAUUUGGAUAUAGCAACUUCUUUUCUCUUCAAAUGAAUGCCAAGAUUUUUUUGUAUAAUGAUUAAUAAAUGGAACUUACCCAGAGAAAACCAUGCAAA
Ictidomys tridecemlineatus (thirteen-lined ground squirrel) is the source of this 3847-nucleotide messenger RNA. The record is from RefSeq and is a predicted model, not a curated record. NCBI's taxonomy places the organism in Eukaryota, Metazoa, Chordata, Mammalia, Rodentia, Sciuridae.